AAAUAAGAGAGGUGGGCACUCUAUGACCAUACUCUUUUUGUAAAAAAUCCUCAGAAGAGAGACAGAGAGAUAGAGAUAGAGAGAGACAGAGGUGGGGGGCGGUGGAGAACAAGAGAGGAAAUAUCUUUGAAGAACAGAAUGUCUCAGUUUGCCCUUUAACGCCCUCCUCCCUGCUACGCGGAAAAGGGGAAGGAGGUGGAGGAUGCUACUGUGAGAAAAAAAAAAAAAAGACCCAGCCACAACAGAGCUUUGCCUGCCACCCAAGUCUAGCUGCCACUGAAGCAAGGCAGCUUGGACACAGUGACUACCAUCCAGGAAGAGCAACAAGGCACCAGCACCCAGCAGUCAGCUACCGGCGGGAAGACGCAGCUCCCUGGGCAGCAGCAAUGGCCUGGCCCCCUCCUGGCUGGCUCUGCAUGCUGGGGACCUUGCUGGGGCUCUCAGCUGCUCCGGCCCCCAAGAGCUGUCCAGAGAGGCACUACCGCUCUCCAGAGAGGCUGUGCUGCCAGAUGUGCAGGCCAGGAACGUUCCUGGUAAAGGACUGUGACCAGCACUCAACGGCUGCUCAGUGUGACCCGUGUAAACCAGGCCUUUCCUUCUCUCCUGACUACCACAGCAGGCGCCACUGCGAGAGCUGUCGCCACUGUCACUGGGGUAUCUCCACUCACAACUGCACCAUCACCACCAACACGCAGUGUGCCUGCCCCGUGGGCCGGCAAUGCAGGGAUGCGGCGUGCACCGAGUGUGACCCUCUUCCGGGCUGGACCAUCUCUCCCCUAGGCCCAUACCCUCUACCAAGCCACUCACCUUAUGCGGACAAGGUGCUGGAGGCCAGGACAGUCAGGGUUGUGCAGACUCCAGCUAGCUUCAGGCAGCUGCCAGCCCUAGCUCUCACCACCCUCAGGCCAUCCCAGGGGUCCCUGUGCAGCUCAGAUUGUGUCCGCCUCUUCGUGAUCGUCUCCGGAAUACUUUUGGUUUUCACCCUGGCCGGAGCUCUAUUCCUCUACCAACAGAGAAAAUGCCAAUCAAACAAAGGAGCAAACCCAGAGGAGUCUGCGGAGCCCUGUGCAUACAGCUACCCCCGGGAGGAGGAGGGCCACACCAUCCCCAUCCAGGAGGACCACCGGAAGCCCGAACUGCCUUCCUACCCCUGAAUAGCUGGGUGGGAGGGAAGGUGUCACCACAACAAGGCCCUGGCCUCUUCUCUGCCCCACUGGCCAUCCAAAGCGAGAUCAGGACCUAUUCCAGUCCGUCCUCUCCUCGAGACCCUUUGCUGUGCACACACUUGACAAAGUGCCUGCCCCAGACUGGCGUGACCUGGACAAGAGCACAGCAAGUCUGGCCCCUGAACUGCAGGACGGCCCAGGCUCUGGCAGUAAAAGCCCCAAAUGUUAUAUCCCUGUCUCAACAACAACAUGGGCAAAAUAAAAGUGACACCAUUGUUUCUCUGGUGUGAGAAACUGAAAGGGUAAA
Messenger RNA from Chinchilla lanigera (long-tailed chinchilla), 1473 nucleotides. It is a transcript of the gene Cd27, whose product is annotated as CD27 molecule. The record is from RefSeq and is a predicted model, not a curated record. Gene Ontology annotation, molecular function: protein binding; transmembrane signaling receptor activity. The coding region runs from base 387 to 1154 and encodes 255 amino acids. Gene Ontology annotation, cellular component: external side of plasma membrane. The transcript is spliced from 6 exons. Gene Ontology annotation, biological process: negative regulation of apoptotic process; positive regulation of T cell differentiation; positive regulation of B cell differentiation. Lineage: Eukaryota; Metazoa; Chordata; Mammalia; Rodentia; Chinchillidae.